Sphaeroforma arctica JP610 is the source of this 508-nucleotide messenger RNA. RefSeq lists its product as hypothetical. The transcript is spliced from 2 exons. The annotation marks the transcript as partial. The record is from RefSeq and is a predicted model, not a curated record. NCBI's taxonomy places the organism in Eukaryota, Ichthyosporea, Ichthyophonida.
AUCCAUGCACGUAGUAAUACACACACACACACACAAGGAAUUUCACGGACAAGCGUUGGGGUACCAAACCGCACGGGUCAUUCGAACCCAUUGAAGCGCAAUAGAUGUGCGGCUGAGGGCAGCGACUCUGAGGAGAGCACCAUGGAUGAGGCAGAGGAGGGUGGGGUAGUUGAAGACGUGUAUAGGGGUGGUACAAACACAGCAACAGCCACACAUACACAGUAUGGUGCGGAUGUGGAGAUGUAUGAUGGUGAUGCUAUGGACCGCACAGCGCAUGUGACGGGUGUGACGGAGUAUGCGAGCAAUGCAGGUGAUCAGUGGGAGAGUGAAGGCGAGGCUGGGAUAGAGGAGGAAUCUGACCAAACAGAGCCCGUCAAUGAGACCGUAGCCAACGAAACCGAGCAGAAUUCCGUGGUGAUCCGUGACGUCACGGAGGGAACACGUGAAAUGUGCACUGCUAACGAUGCGGAUGCACUGAAAAAUGUGGUGUUGAAGUUCACAAAAGGAG